Molecule: messenger RNA, 2017 nt
Organism: Microplitis demolitor
Lineage: Eukaryota; Metazoa; Arthropoda; Insecta; Hymenoptera; Braconidae
Gene: IntS14
Product: integrator complex subunit 14
Exons: 5
Coding region: 421-1950 (509 amino acids)
Biological process (GO): snRNA 3'-end processing
Cellular component (GO): integrator complex
Source: RefSeq, a predicted model, not a curated record
AUAUUCUGUCGCCAUUUUAUUUUGACGUACGAUCUUUAGUUUUCUUCAGUUUAUAAUAAUUUAUUUUUCAAAUAUCUUUCUUAGGCACCCGAACAGACCAUUAAAAACAGCAGCCAAAUAAUUUCGCGGGAAAUUCGAAUAUAUUUAUAAAAAUUCAUAUAACUUGAGAUAUUUAAUUAAAAGUCGUAUAGAAAGAUUUGAAAUCAUGAAAAGUCAUAAAUUUAAAUCUAGAUUUUUCUUCUAAUAUAAAAUUUAGUAAAUUUUUAUUUUUAUCACAAACUAUUUUUCAAAUAUUUUGAAAAUUUACUGUCACUAUACCAUGCAAAAAAAAGUAAACAAUAUAACCUUUAAAAAUAUAUGUGACACUUUUACUCCAGUCAUGUGGUAAUUGGUGAUAAACGGGUUUUAAAUAAAAUAAAAAUGCCGACAGUGAUAGCUCUCGAUGUAUCUCUAUCAAUGAGACGUCCUGUAAUAACAACAGGAAUAGAUGCGUCACAAAAUGAACAAUUUACGAGGCAUCAUUUGGCUGUGCAGGGUAUCAACACAUUAUUAAAUUAUCUUCAAGUUAAUUCUAAAUUAGAGUUCGUGUCACUAGUGGUAUUUUCCUCACUGUAUGAAUUAAUUUGUCCUUUCACGAGAGACUAUGACAGCAUACGGUCUAGAUUGCAGAUGAUAGAAGAACGUGAUAAAACAUGUAUAGAAACGGCACUUCACGGUGUUAAUAGUGUGAUAAUGAGUGAAUGGGGUAAUACGACAGCAUGUCAAGUUAUUUUAAUUACCGAUGGGAAUCCAGGAGUUGGUCCAAUGUCCUUAGGACAUUCAUUGAAAUCAUUACAUGUAGCGCGCGAAAAUCCAUUUCCGCUGCCUUUUCCUUUUCCUGGAAAACUCAGUGUCGUUUGUAUUUCUUCCCAACAAGACCCAGGUUUAUUACUAGGACUUCCUUUGUAUCAGAAACUCGUUGACUUGGCGGGUGAAGACAGUGGAGUACUGGUACCUGAAGGUCCACUAUCAAAGACGUCAGUCAACAAUUGCUUUCAAAAAUUAGCUGAAACAAAUUACGUAUCUUUUCAAGGAUACCUCAAGUGUGGAAAUUUGGGAUCACGAAUCCACUUGUCUCCUGCACCGAUGAGCUACACGAAAAAAGCGGACUUUGAAUUGAUACCUGGUAUGACGAUAUCAAAGACCAUUGAAAUUUGCGGAUUCAUAUCAGUAAGUGACGUAGGAAGUCCUAAUUCAAUAUCUCGGCAUUUGGUGUUGCCUCUGCCAACGGAAAAAAAUCCAAGCAUGCAGGGUGUAGCAUCGCUAGAAGAAGAAUCUGAUGCUGAAGACAACAGUGAUGAAGGUAAAUCAGCUUCAUUUUGUGUCCUGCUACAUGGGGCACUAAAAGUUGAAAAUAUGGCGGCUCUUUGUCUGCUCCAAACUGAUUGGUACGGAUUUAUUUACUCGUGGGCGGACACAAAAAAGAAGUCGAACUUGAUGUUGACGGUACUGGAACCCGGGGUCAAUGUUGUACCUUGGCUAGGAAGUUUUAAUAAUCUAGGACCUGCAGAUGUCAGCAGUAAAAAUGUUGAAGUUCUUACGUUUCCUAUAAAACCUCCAGAAAAAAGAAGUUAUUCUCAGAAUGCUCCUUCGUGGAUCAGACAAGUUGGACUACAGUCUGAUAUUCAAAAGAUAUUGAGACACGCUAGAAAAUUACCUGAAAAGACACAGAAUUUUUACAAAGAACUAAACAGAUUACGUCGCGCUGCAUUAUCUAUGGGAUUUAUUGAGUUACUUGAAGGUUUAGCGGCAAUAUUUGAACGUGAAUGUACACUUCUACCAAAUACUUUACAUUACGACUGUGCCAUUCAAAUGGGGCAUGUUGCGAAUAUGCUGAGGAAACCAUUUUCUAGAGAAUUAAAAAACAAUAUUACGCCAAUUAAAAGCACUAAGUUUCAUCAGGACCAAUAAAUAUUAAUAAUUAUUAUUUUUAAAGUUUAAUUAUUUUAUAAUAAAAUAAAUUUCAUUUAACAAAUUA